Lactuca virosa is the source of this 1426-nucleotide messenger RNA. Lineage: Eukaryota; Viridiplantae; Streptophyta; Magnoliopsida; Asterales; Asteraceae. The record is from the annotation of a GenBank genome assembly.
AGAGUCUGUUUCAUGUGUUGCCAAAAGGGCGAACGAAGCAGAGCAAAUUCCGUUAUCUAUCCACACCAAAAUUCAAUCUUUUCGCAUUCUCUCAAUCCUUGAUAUCCAUCGUUUUCUCUGAAUCGAUAUCUUUGCUCUUCGAGAAAUUUCGCUUGUUUUUUUUGAUCUGGAGGUUUUUUCAAAUCGAAUUUUCUAGGGUUUUUUUGAGAAUUCAUCAGCCAUGGUUUACGAUUCGAUCGCCAACGCUUCGAUCCCGACUGCGUUUUCCAAUCCGAAGGAAAUUGGCAAGAAAAAGCGGGUGAAUAGGACUGCCAAAUUGAAGCAGUGCAAGCUUGAUGUUCGUCGUGAACAGUGGCUUUCUCAAGUGAAGAACAAGGGGUUUAAGGAAGAAAAUAAAGGCGAUGUUCGUGCAAAAAUGCCUGCUUCAGACAUGCAUGCCUCAAACGAGGGAGAUCGAUCGCUGGUGAAAUUAGUGAUUAAUCCUGGUGGUGAAGAGAACGAUGGUUUGAUGAAUCAUUACAGUGAUUGGGAGUCGCCUUCCAACAGCCCUACUAGUCAUACGAGCAGCUUGGGAAGUAACAGAUCAGUGGCUAAUUUCACCGGUAGUAGUAGCCGGAGCAGCAGCAGUAGCAGCGGUGGUUGUUAUUCAGAAAGUAUGACAGAAGAAGAUGAUGGUGACGAUGGAUGCUUGGAUGAUUGGGAAGCAAUUGCUGAUGCUUUAGCAGCCGAUGACAUUAAAAACAAUCAUAACCCUAAUCCGGACUCUACAACUGCAUCAUCAGAGCUAGAGCCUGUGGAAACAAUCAAAGAGGAUCAAGAGGAUUGCCAUGCACAAGUGAAUCAUCGAGCCUGGAGACCAGAUGAUGCUUUUCGUCCUCAAGGUCUCCCAAAUCUGAUAAAACAGAAGAGUUUCCCCAUGAAUUCAGAUCGCCAUUAUAAGAAUGUUGGAUUUGCAUUUGCUCCAUCAACAUGUCCGAUAUGCUGUGAAGAUCUUGAUUUGACAGACACAAGUUUUCUUCCUUGUCCAUGUGGGUACAGGCUGUGUCUUUUCUGCCACAAGAGGAUUCUUGAAGAUAAUGGUCGUUGUCCAGGGUGCAGGAAGCUGUAUGAACAUGCGGAACAGGGGAUUGCAGCUUUCAAACUGGGUCGUUCUCACAGCAUGAUCCCCAGGCGUUAGAAGAAGUAUGUGGUCCUUGUUUUCAUGUGUGUCUUUUAUGUUUACAUAUUAGAAGAAAAAAAAGACUGAUAUUAGUGGUAGGUAUGUCGAUAGACAGUGUUUGGGAAAUAUGAUCUUGUGAGUUUGCCUAUAGGACUUGUUGGGUGUUGGGUGUUGGGUGUUGGUAUGUGAAUACAUAAAAAGGGCAUAUAAAAAAUCGAAUACAUCAUUUCCACUGCAUUCCAAGUUGUCUUGUAGGCAACUCCAUAA